ACACGGGAAACGCCAGUAUCUCAUCGAAUACCUCGUUGACUCUCUGUGCCAUAUACACAUACCAGGGUGACCAUUUGAUUGUUCAGAAUGACUGAUCUCUGACGGGAAACAGUAUAUAUCGGAGCAAAGCAAAUCAUGUCCGAGGCUGAGUAAGCCGGAGUUAAGAUAACCUUCAAUAACGCCGGCAUCAGCCAGUCACAGCUGGGGCUGUGAACAAAGACAGCGCAAACGGGCUGAGGAAGGGGCUGCGUCCCCACGAUGCUGCCUGAUCUCACGCGACCUUACGCACACGCUGCAGAUUACUCCUGAGGUCAGUGUGUAUAAAAUCAAACAAGAGACCCUUGUGUUUAUCUUUUGGAAAUCAAAUCGUCUGUUCUAUACCCAUUGUCUGCUUCAAUGGAGCCCGAUCGGGAUCAGGCGGCCGCGCCGGCGAAAGCUGACCAUCUCUGUGUGCUGGUACACGGACUAUGGGGUAACCCUGCUCAUAUGAACUUUAUCGCUUCGCGCUUAAGGGAACGGUACGACGAGGAUCGCCUAUACAUACUGGCCGCGGAGAAGAAUACGGGCAACCUGACUUACGAUGGUGUCGAGGUGUGUGGAGAGCGGCUUGCGCAUGAGAUUGAGGAGACAUUGGAACGAUUGGAAAAGGAUGGACAUAAGAUCAAGAAGCUGAGCGUCGUUGGAUACUCUCUUGGUGGACUGAUCGCGAGAUAUGCGCUGGGAUUGCUAUACUCUCAAGGCUGGCUCGACAAGCUUGAACCAACAAACUUUACGACAUUUGCCUCCCCGCAUCUCGGCGUCCGGGCCCCGGUCAGGGGUGCGCAAAACCUAUUCUUCAAUGGCCUGGGUUCUCGGACGGUGUCGCUCUCGGGACAGCACCUGUUCCUGACCGAUAAGUUUCGUGAUUCUGGAAAGCCGCUGCUUCGAGUUCUCGCAGAACCAGAUAGUAUCUUUAUACAGGGUCUGUCCAAGUUCAAGAACCGCUGCGUCUACGGCAACGUCGUCAAUGACCGCACCACGCCCUUCUACACCACGAUCUUCACCAGUGUCGAUCACUUUCAGGGCUUGGAGGACCUCAACAUCAACUAUGUGGAGGGUUACGGCUCGGUGAUAGUUGAUCCCGAUCUGUACACCCUACCGUCUCCGGAGAAACCAAAACUCCCUUUCUUCGCCCGAGUCAAGGAGAACAUUCGGUGCUUCUUCAGAAAGAUCCCGUUCUGGCUCUUAUUCACCGUAGUCCUUAUCAUCGCCGUUCCGAUCUUCCUUGUGUACGCUGUUGUGCAAACCUUCCGAAGCCGGGAUCGAUUACGUGCGCAUGAGAAACAUAGCGGAACCAUCUUCAAACGGUAUCGGGUCCCCGUUGCCGUCAAGCGUGUCCGGACUGCGAUGGACGAAGUGUUUGAGAAUGCGGCCGCGAGACAAGACCCCGACUACCUUUCUGGUAGUUCAGUACCCUCUGACAUUGAAUCUCAACCAGAGUCACCCGUCGGAAAGACAAAAACAGUGGAGGACGCACCAGGGAUUACCUCUACAGCAGAGAACUCCGCCGAACAGCCCGAGGGGUUAGCUCAAGUCGCAACUUAUGCCACCGCAAACGAAGCGCAAAAGCCGACGCUAGCCCUUACCCCGGAUCAGUUCUCCAUGAUCAAAUCGCUCAACCGCGUGGGUUUCCGCAAGUAUCCAGUCUAUAUCCACAACCACCGGCACACACACGCAGCGAUCGUCGUCCGAAUGGACAAGGAGGGCUUCGAAGAAGGCCACACCGUGAUCAAGCACUGGCUGGACAACGAAUUCGAACUAUAAAGAACGUUGCAUACGUAUCGUGAAUUACGCUGAAACGUCAAUACAGCGUUCUCCACAGAUACCCACCGAUUCUCAUGUACCCACCGACCGACCCCCACAUUCCACUCUGGGGGAGUUGCCGCUAAAUUCAACCUAAACUAACACCUCUGGAUUACUCUAACUUGAAAACAACGAUCAUCUUCGACAUUCGAAGCCACCCAAUAAGCGGUAUGGAAUGGGAAAACUUCCGCUUUGUCGACGGACUUCCUCAAAUAAGCGAGCCUCUUCCAUACGAUGUAGAAGGGGAGGAGAACGAGGCGCCCUCGUGGACGGAGGACGGAUCCCCGCCCCGCUCCUACCAGUGGCCGGCUUGAUGCCCAGAUCCUCGGUCCUUGAGUGAUGCACUGCAUCAUCUCUUUUCACACACCAUACACUUCACACACCUCCUAGAUAUUUAAAGCAGUAUAAUACACCUAUUAAUCACAAUGAACCAAUGACUCCUCAAAUCCUACCUGCUCAACCGUCCAGGUAAAGUAGCAAAACAAUAUCACCCGGAAUAUAGUUACCCGCGCCACACCGCACCACGGUACAUCACAUACCUACAUCACGCCUUCCCGGCAGCCAGCGGCUGCCGGCAUCGCCUCAACGCCUCCAGGGACUCCCCUCUGACGUCGUCCGCUGGGACAAAGUUACGCCACCGUGCGCUACCAUCCGGCUAGGCACUUCUAACUCCACAUUCAUUGGAGAAAACUAUCUUGUGGUACAGGCACCACCACAACCUACACGGCUUCCAGGGGGAAAGCAAGUUCGAAACUCUCGCGGAUUUGCCGGUUUGGGUCUUCCCGUUUUGCUUCCGAGGCGCUUCUCUUUGUUUCCCGGUAAUAAUAAUAGCUCGGCCUUAUGGAGGGAGAGCUAAGAUGUUAUGAAUAUGUGGUGGCUGAUAUAGUACAGUUCACAACCCCGGAGCUUCUACCACUCACAACUUCGGAGCCAUGAUCUCCAACGACGCGUAUAUUGGAGAUUAAUACUAUUGACAACCCGGGUAUCGCCGAUUUCAGGGAUUAUCGAGGAAACCCUAUCUUUAACCCGACCUCGUAGAACCACCACUGACAGCAUAACCAAACAACAACGGCACAAAUGACACCAGAGAAAAGUGGCGCGGGGAUCAGGCGAAGGAGGAAGAGCCGAGGCAAGCCCAAGCAAGUGUGGACACAUAGCAUUGCGCAGGUUAUGGAGUACGUUGUACUUUGAUGUAGCAAGAAAUGCAACAUACAUCGGGC
Molecule: messenger RNA, 3062 nt
Organism: Aspergillus calidoustus
Lineage: Eukaryota; Fungi; Ascomycota; Eurotiomycetes; Eurotiales; Aspergillaceae
Source: the annotation of a GenBank genome assembly